GGUUACUUCAAUGAAUCCACCCGAAAACGGUACUUAUCAUUUUGUUGUCUUGCAGGCACCAUCCGCAAAUCUACCAUGCCUCAGAACUUGAUUGAAUUAGUUGAUUGUUCCUGAUACAAGAUGCCGCCGCCUUCCGGACGCUGGAAACUCCUGCCGAUCUUGCUCGGCCUUCUCUUCAAUCAUGAUACUGAUCCUAUAAAGCGCACUUCUUAGGCUCAGCGAGAGACCCCCUCACGGCAACCACAGACACACCGCUCCACUCACCACAUUCAUGAUAAAUGACUGGUCCGAAUCUCCACCUUGAUGACACUCUCGGAUGUCUUCUUGUUGGCGUAUUGCUCUCAGCUGUGCUAUAUGGUUGUGUCUGCUCUCAAGGCAUCUUCUAUCUCUGGAACUACAACAAGGACAAGAUUCCCAUAAAAUGUUUCAGUAUCUGGUAUUAUUUUGUGCAAAAUCGCGGAGAUGUUAUCGAGCUCAUGAGCCUUGUUCCCUUCUUCAUAGUCAACAUCUGGCGACGUAAGAGUUCGCUUAUAUGGUAUGGUAGUGGUCACAAACUUUGGCAUAGUCAUGAACGACACGUGGGCUCGAAUCCCAUUGACAAUGGCUGCGGUUACUCUCUGUCUUGCAUCAUUCCGUGGAACAUGCACUACAUAGUAGAGUUGGAGACAGAAGUCAAGGUAUUCGUCUACACACAGCGUGCUAAGCCCCUUGCUUCCCUCUUCAUUCAGGUCAUCACUUUUGUGUGCAUGUCAAGCACACUCGCUAUGGAUACGCUUAUCUCAUUGUUCGUCCUUGUGACGUAUUUAAAAGGUGUGCAGGACAAUCGUUUGGUAGUCAUGGUGUUGUACAUGCCCCUGGGGGAUGUCUAUAUCAACACCUCACUCGCUAUAUUGAAUGCACGCAACCACGUCACAGCGAGCAGCUAUGCUUUAUCUGAGAUCGGCUGCUCAAUCGAGAUGUCGACAGAAGAAGAUCAGGGUGCCGCGUUCGUCUUUCGCAGAGGUUCUGAGCAGUUCCCUGAAGAUCCUAGGACGAAUAUCAGAUAG
Messenger RNA from Laetiporus sulphureus 93-53, 1046 nucleotides. RefSeq lists its product as uncharacterized. The transcript has 12 exons. The record is from RefSeq and is a predicted model, not a curated record. The coding region runs from base 279 to 1046 and encodes 255 amino acids. NCBI's taxonomy places the organism in Eukaryota, Fungi, Basidiomycota, Agaricomycetes, Polyporales, Laetiporaceae.